CAGCACGCCACGCCACACACGCAACAAACGCAUUCAGACACCCACACGCCUUCUGCUUCUGCACACCCACCCACGCCCCCACACCCCACUGAUCAAGGCUGUGUGCUUUCUGCCUGCCAUCUGCAGGAGAGGCCUAGCACGCUCACACCCACAUCCACACCCACAGAGACACACACAUGGAUAGACACGCACGAUAGGUCCCGCAUGGAUAAUGGCGCACACAGGCGUGUCCGCACCUUCUACGCUGCCUGCUAGCUGGCUAUGGUGUCGACUCGCCUGAUGUCUGCCCGUCCAGACCGACAGACAGACAGGCAGAUCGCCGCGCCUCUCAGCCCUUCUUCUGGGCGGACUUGAGGCGACUCGCAGAGUCGAAGCGCUCGUCAAACCCCUGACACACACAGCCACAGAGGGCCGACCCGUUGUGCGUGGUGUGUUCCAUCUCUGCCGGCCGUAUCAUAUGCUCUGCUGACCUUGUAGACGGUGCCCUUGGCCUCGGCCGACAGCCGGCGCCUCAGCACCACCUGCCGCUUCUCCUCUAUCGCGGCCGCCUCCAACUGACGCAACCACACACAACACACAAUACACCAUGAGGCCUCAUCCAUAUAUUCCUUUCUCUCCCACCCACCCCCUCACUGACCCCCCGCUUGAAUGACUGCACCCAUGUCUGCGUGUUGGCCGACCACUGCCAGCGCCACAACGCCCCCUCCGGCACGGGGGAGGGAGGCGGGUAGGGCGCCUGCUGGUUGAUGGUGUCGUCCCCCUGGCCAUCUCCCUCGCCCUCGCCCUCACCCUCGCCGUCCGCCCCCUCCCCCUCCUCUGCGUCACUGGCGUCGACCCUGGCCCUGUGGUGCAGCGUCAACGAAGGCAUGGGUGUGGUGGGGUCGUUGGAGACGGUCUCGACGGACAGCCGGUACGGGGCCUGCAGGGAUCCAUGGGCAUGCCACAGCAGCAGGGAGGGGGGCGGGUGUGCAGUGGUGUGCAUGGCCUUCUUACGCUGUCUGAGCUACGGUUGGAGUCCCGACCGCCAUCGUGGACAUCAAACGCAUUCUGCAGUGACACACAUCACAUUGCAACACAGCACAUGCCGGCCGUGGCAUCAAUUGUGUAUCGUGAAUGUAUCGUGUUUGGCGUGUUGGGUGGGUGUGUUGUGUGUGUUGCCGUACCGGCGAGGAGAUGGGCGAUGCCAUGGCGGCCGCACCGCUGCCACCGCCGCCCCUCUUCUGCACCACCACUAUCUCCUUGCGCACCCCAUAGUCAUCGCCAUCGUGUCCGCCAUCCUCUACAACCACCUCAUCAUGGCACUCAGCCUCUACCUGCGGGCAGAAACCACCUCCACAACUCUCACCAUCCUUCUCUCUCGGCUGCGCAUAUUCUCACCUGAAGUCCCUUGCCCUUGUUGCUGCAGCUGAUGUUGCGUGAGCGGAUCAUGACUGUGGAGGGGAGCCGACUGCCGGGCCGCGUGGAUGCAGCCUCACUCGCCUCACUCAUCGCAGCCACAGACUGAACCGACUGAGUGAGGGAUGCCAUGCCCACAUGCCAUCCAUCCAAUGGUAUCUAUGGCUUCCUUCCUUCAGAUUCUCACCUUGGCUGACGUCACCGCCCUCUCCGACAUGCGGGCU
Molecule: messenger RNA, 1619 nt
Organism: Vitrella brassicaformis
Lineage: Eukaryota; Vitrellaceae
Source: the annotation of a GenBank genome assembly